AUGGCGCCAACAGACUCAACGUCGCUCUUGAGCGCGCGCCUCUACUACAAUGAUGGAUACUACCAUCACUCGAACUGGUAUUACUACGGUCGCUGGAUCUUUGCCGCCGUUGUCAUUGUCGCAGUGGUAUUCCUCUUCUUCAUAUGGGCUUGCAUCAACUCGCGCCGCCGCCGUAGACGCGGUCUCAAGCCCAUGUACGGAACCGGCUGGAUGGCCAACGGCCAGCAGAACUACCAGAACAAUCCCAACGGCUACUACCAGAACGCCCCGCCCGCUUAUGGUGCACCUCAGGGCCAGUCGUAUCCGAUGCAGAACCAGUACACGGGCAACACCUUCAACCCCAACGACGGCUAUUACGGCCAGCACGAGGGUGUCCAGCAGCCCAAGGACGCGCACGCUCCUGUCCACAAUAACAACACUGCUGCGACUGGCGACUACGCUCCUCCUCCAGGCCCGCCGCCCCCGGGCAACAAGCCUACCUACUAA
Messenger RNA from Pestalotiopsis fici W106-1, 486 nucleotides. RefSeq lists its product as uncharacterized. NCBI's taxonomy places the organism in Eukaryota, Fungi, Ascomycota, Sordariomycetes, Amphisphaeriales, Sporocadaceae. The transcript is spliced from 2 exons. Gene Ontology annotation, biological process: vesicle-mediated transport. Bases 1 to 486 code for a protein of 161 amino acids. Gene Ontology annotation, cellular component: intracellular membrane-bounded organelle. The record is from RefSeq and is a predicted model, not a curated record.